Lampris incognitus (smalleye Pacific opah) is the source of this 398-nucleotide messenger RNA. RefSeq names its product peptide YY-like. The record is from RefSeq and is a predicted model, not a curated record. Gene Ontology annotation, biological process: feeding behavior; neuropeptide signaling pathway. The coding region runs from base 87 to 398 and encodes 103 amino acids. NCBI's taxonomy places the organism in Eukaryota, Metazoa, Chordata, Actinopteri, Lampriformes, Lampridae. Gene Ontology annotation, cellular component: extracellular region. The transcript is spliced from 4 exons. Gene Ontology annotation, molecular function: neuropeptide hormone activity; neuropeptide Y receptor binding.
UGGCUUUGCUCUUCGCCGUGCCCUUUCUGGGCUGACGCGGUGUUAUUCAGAAACAGCUUCACAGAGUCCGGGCCAAAACGGUUUGGAUGGUCGCAGAUUUAAGGAUGCGGCCGAACACAGGGAUGUCUGUGGGCAUCCUGGCUCUCUGCUUGCUGAUUUCUGUUCACUCCGGCGUGAACACGUAUCCAUCCAAACCCGCCAGCCCGGGGGAGGACGCCCCACCUGAGGAGCUCGCCAAAUAUUACUCAGCGCUCCGGCACUACAUCAACCUCAUCACCAGGCAGAGGUACGGCAAACGAUCCAGUCCAGAUACACUGUUCUCAGACCUGCUGCUGAGGGAGAGCACAGAGAGUAUCCCAGCAUCCUAUGUCAGGUAUGAUGGGCUGCCGGUAUGGUGA